AUGAAGGGAAGCAGCAUAGCUUUUCAGCAGUACUUCCUUCCUUCCUCUCUGCUCACGCAUUCGUUCGGCGAGCGACGGCCAGUGGCUGCGGAGACCGGCGGCAGCAACGACGCCGGGUCGGCCCGGCGCCGGCUGGGCAGGAAGGGCUUCGUCCACUUCGCAGGGCGCGCGUCCGUCGAUGGCAUUGCUGGGGUCAGGACGACCUGGAGCGACGGCUCGUCAGAUGAUCCUUCGAGCACCAAGGCUGGCGACGAAGAGGACCAGGUGGGUGAUGAAGAUGAUGAUGCCGCCGAUGGUGACGUUGACGACGCGGACGACGGCCUUGCCGUUGCCGCCGAUGAAGAGGACGAUGGCAUAGAUUUCCAGUCACAAGACGGCAGCCGUGAGGACGAUCCCAACGACGUGCAUGGAGGAAGUCAGAAUGGACUGAACAUAAGCGUUGUUGCUACGGUGAACGGCACCGGCACUGUGCAAGAUGGUGCUGCCGUUCUAGUGCGCAAUGCGACUGGCGGUGAAGCAGAUGGCAAUGGCACUGUUCCUACCCUGAGUGGCUCUGGUUCUGCCCUGAACAACGUUUCAUCUGUUGAUCUGGAGUCGUUGCGUGACAGAGGAACAGCUGGUGAUGUUGCGAACAAGUUGCUUGCCAACCAGAACGGGACGGAUAACUCUGGACGUGGCAUCUCGAGUUGA
Messenger RNA from Miscanthus lutarioriparius, 690 nucleotides. The record is from the annotation of a GenBank genome assembly. NCBI's taxonomy places the organism in Eukaryota, Viridiplantae, Streptophyta, Magnoliopsida, Poales, Poaceae.